This is a messenger RNA of Larimichthys crocea (large yellow croaker), 1499 nucleotides long. Its product is annotated as D-threo-3-hydroxyaspartate dehydratase. Lineage: Eukaryota; Metazoa; Chordata; Actinopteri; Sciaenidae. Gene Ontology annotation, biological process: D-serine catabolic process. Gene Ontology annotation, molecular function: D-serine ammonia-lyase activity. The transcript is spliced from 10 exons. The record is from RefSeq and is a predicted model, not a curated record. Bases 119 to 1231 code for a protein of 370 amino acids.
UGUGAAAGACCAGCAGCAAAGAGGUUUGUCCACUCGAGGACACCGUAAGAGUAACGUGACCACAUCCACAUCCCGCAUAUCGGCGUGAAAUUACACUCGCUGCAAACGUGCUGCCAUUAUGGAGGGAGAGGCCCUCUCAUCCCUGUGUACCCCUGCUCUGGUGGUUGAUGUGGACAAAGUGAAGAGAAAUGCCCAGAGGAUGAUUGAACGCUGUCAGAAGCUGGGGGUUCAGCUUCGGCCACACAUGAAGACCCACAAAACCCUUGAGUGUGCUGACAUUAUGACAGGAGGAUCACGGAGAUGUGUUGUCGUUUCCACACUGGCAGAGGCCUGUUUCUAUGCCGACCAUGCAUUUGAUGACAUCCUCUAUGCAUACUCUCUUCCCUUUGAUAAGGUGGAGCGCUGUGCAGCCCUGUCAGAGAGGCUGGAUCUCUUCCAGAUUUUACUGGAUCACCCUCAGGCUCUGGAGCAGCUCAAAAAGAGACCACUGAGAGACGGCCGGCAGUGGCACGUAUGGCUGAAAGUCGACUGUGGCAAUGGGAGAGCUGGUGUCCUGCACUCAGAACCCGAGGCACUCAGACUGGCUCAGGCCAUCACCCAGACAGAGGGUGUGGAGCUAACGGGCGUGUACGCUCACUGUGGGAACACCUAUAACUGCAGAGGAGUGGAGCAAAUACAGGCUGUUGCCCAGGAAACCACCAGCUUGACUCUGCAGUUCAUGGAAAAACUGAAGGCUGUCGGCAUCACCUGUAAGUCGAGCAUUGGCUCCACCCCUUCCUGUAGUCACCCAGUCACAGACAUGGCGCAGCUCAGUGAAGUGCAUCCUGGAAACUACGCCUUCUAUGACGCGCAGCAGUCUAUGAUUGGCUCGUGUAGUCUGGAUGAUGUGGCUGUCAGGGUUUUGACAAGAGUCAUUGGACACAGCCCUCACAGGAACCAGCUCCUGAUUGACUGUGGAUGGACUGGACUCAGUCUAGACGGAGCUGGAAAACUUCCAACUGGAUAUGCUGUGAUUGAAGGACACCCGAACCUCAAGUUGUUGUCUAUGACCCAGGAGCAUGGUAGAGUGGAGCCCAUUUCAGGACAACUGGACUACAGCAAGUACCCCCUGGGCACUCUGCUCACGUUGAUCCCAUACCAUUCGUGUGCAACUGCGAUGAUGCAUCCUGUGUACUACGUGCACUCUGAGGGUCGUCUGGUCGGGAAGUGGACACCGACACGUGGGUGGUGAUUAGGCGCUGUCUAAGUGGUGUGCUUAUACAUGCACAUGAUCUUGUUAUGAUAGCUAGAUUAACUCAAAAUGAAGGACUUCCUUCAGUUUCAUGUCACCUGUGAUUUGUUUCUUAAGGAGUGGACGACUAUAGAUGAAUAUUUACCUUCACCAAAAUAACAUGUUAUACUUUUCAUAGACGUAUUCCCCAAACGUUUUGUGUGAAGUCACUUAGAAAUAAUAAUUAAUACACACUUGUAUGUUUCUAAAUGAUUAAAUAAAUAAACGC